Molecule: messenger RNA, 1556 nt
Organism: Pisolithus orientalis
Lineage: Eukaryota; Fungi; Basidiomycota; Agaricomycetes; Boletales; Pisolithaceae
Exons: 6
Coding region: 60-1316 (418 amino acids)
Source: RefSeq, a predicted model, not a curated record
GAAUACCCAAGGAAUACACACGCCCUCCUGAGUCGGAUCAUUCUCCAUACACAUCGGAAAUGGCCCCAAACGACAGACAUCAUCUAGCGGUGCUCACUAGGAUACCCACGUUGCCAGCAGCCGUGGCACGAGUUUAUAAAGCCCUAGACUUGGUUCGCGGAGCGCAACUCAAUACCCUUACUCGUGCCAACAUGGACUAUCUCAGGUUGUGUGUCUUUCUGGUCUUCCUUGUUAAUGCAGGCUCUUGGCCGUUCGUCUGGCAUGUCCGCGUGUUCUGGCCCAUCAUCGUAGCAAGGAUUCGGUUCCUCCUUCUACGAGCGAGUUUACUUUUCAAGUCAUCCUCGGAACGGAACCGGAUCGUCGCGGAGCGCGUGGAAGCACUUUGUCCUGUCGGGACCAAUCCGUUCGAACUGGUGACGACUUACAGACGAUGGGCAAGUAUCGAUGAUGUGGACAUGUUUGGGAUGCAUCUUAGCAAUUCAAGCUAUGCCAAGGCUCUAGAUUCUGCACGUCUCAGAGUAAUGUGGAAAGCGUUUCCAGCCUGGAGUGUCAGCCAGGGAGUUAUCGCACUCGGGGCUACUCAUUAUCACUUUAUACGUGAGAUACCCAUGUUUGCGCGAUAUGAGGUCAGGAUAUCCAUUGCAGCCUGGGACCAGAAAUGGCUGUAUGCCAUUGCGCGUUUUGUCACGCCUCCCAAGCGUCGCCGUACCGGCGAAGCUAUGUCCAACGGAGCCAUUUCUACUCAUGACCAAUCGCCCGCCGACAGCGACACCAAUACCAGCUCACCGAACCACUUGAACUUGAACGGCAUCGCGACACUAAACACAGAUGGCUUCAUCAGUGACACUGACAAGCUCGAGAAGACCCUCAAUGAAGCAUUCGCUGCGACGAAUAAACGCUCUCGUACCCCUAUCGUCGAACCCGAUGGUUCCGUCCUCCAUUGCAUCGCCGUUUCCCAGCUUUGCUUCAAGCAGGGCAGGAUAUCCGUCCCACCGGCUGUUGCACUCGCUUGCGAGGGUUUCUGCAAACCUCCGGUCGACUCUAGUGCCGAAUCCGGGGCUGUGCCACGGAGGUACUCGGCAUCUAACCCUCCACCGCAUUGGGCCAAGGUUCGAGCUAUGCGUGUCCCACCUACUGGAUCUAUGAAGCGGUUCAAAGAGUUCCUUGCGGGGGGAUGGAAGACCAGUGCCGAAGAAACGGGCGACAAAUGGUGGGAAGAAGCCCUCAGCGGACCUAUCGAAGAGAAGAGGAAGAAAAACUUGGAGGUUCUCCAUGCGCUCAGAGCGAGGAUGGAGGGUGUAAGGGGUGUUUACUAAUCUUAUUCUCCGUGCAUAUCCACAUGUAGUUUCUGGCCAGAUAUCAAACAUAGAAAUGUGUACGAUAUGUCAUUCCAUCUCUUAAGUUUUUACAUCCAUAUAAUGGGCAUGCACGUCAUGUAUCGUGUAUUAUGACUUGAACAUGACUACUUUGAAUUAUUGCGGUCGAAACGCUCUUCCGCAGUCGUGACCACAACAAAUACAUACUUGUCCAUACGUGGCAGCGAAAAGAAAAAUGCG